Messenger RNA from Sphaeroforma arctica JP610, 897 nucleotides. RefSeq lists its product as hypothetical. The coding region runs from base 99 to 566 and encodes 155 amino acids. The transcript is spliced from 4 exons. Gene Ontology annotation, biological process: regulation of transcription by RNA polymerase II. Gene Ontology annotation, cellular component: core mediator complex; mediator complex. Gene Ontology annotation, molecular function: transcription coregulator activity. Lineage: Eukaryota; Ichthyosporea; Ichthyophonida. The record is from RefSeq and is a predicted model, not a curated record.
CGUAUGAUAACAUAUCACAUGUAUGAUAACAUAUCAGGCCUAGGUGAGAGUGAACCCUGCUACCACUGUCGCGAGUAACCUUACAGGUUUCCAGCAUCAUGGCUGUACCAUCAUUAGACGAGACUUCAAUUCAAGUCAGGUUUGACGCUGUGGGAGAUACAGGCCGGUUUGAAAUCGAACUGGAGUUUGUUCAAUCACUUGGAGAUCCAUCAUAUCUAAAUUGGCUCGCGCAGCAGCGAAUUCUGCAACAACCUGAGUUCGUGAACUACCUCGAGUACCUGACAUACUGGCGCACUCCCGAAUACGCCAAGUUUAUAGCGUUUCCGCAUUGUCUGCACUUUCUCGACCUGUUGCAACACAAGCCCUUCCGAGACGCCGUAAUCAACAAUGAAAUCAGAGAUGAACUCCUUCAGCAGUACUAUCUGCACUGGAAAUCGUACUACCCAGGCAUGGCCCCCAAUACGAGCACAGACACACCCACCACGGAGACUACCACCGACGUCGCUAUGACUAACGGCCACACGGAACAGAGUGCCAUGAACGGAGACAUGGCCCACGCCCCGUGAGUGGCUGUGCAUGCUAGGUGCAUUGCUGGAUGCAUACCUGUGCAUUUAUACUCGUGCAUAUAUCUGUGUUUAUACUCGUACAUAUAUCUGCCUUUAUACUCGUGCAUAUAUCUGUGUGUAUACUUUUAUGUAGACGUAUUCAUUUCCACAACAGCCCCCCCCCCCAGGCCUGGCUCCCAAUUCAGAUGCAUGUACGGCAAAGUUCGGUACAGAAAUAGGUUCAGGCUCAUGCAUGGGUGUAGCUACAUUGGAGGACAGACAAGGCCGUCUGCGCAGAGACAUGGGUAUGCGCCUUAAAGCAGUGUGAUGUGCACGUUGAGGGUGUUACACG